GAGAGGAAACGCAAUGUCAAUCACAGAAAAGAGCUUUGUCUUGAACAACCUGAGUCACCUGACCUCUUAUCCAUUUGUGAAGACCACAAAUGGCAAAAAUAUUGGAAUCACAUUUGCUAAAAAGAGAGAUUUGUCCGAGAAUUCAACCCAGCAAGAAAACAUUUUCCCAUUGAGAGUGUCCAACCCAAUUCUUGCUCGGUCUGUUGUUGCUGUGCUCGGGUUGGGAUUUAUCGAUGCUGGGUAUAGUGGAGACUGGUCUAGGAUUGGUGUCAUCUCAAAGGAGAACGAGGACUUGCUAAAGUUUGCAGCUUUUAUAGUUGUUCCUUUGUGUAUCUUUCUCAUAUUUUCCUUAUCCAAGGAAUCUGACGAUUGAUUUUUUUGUUUUUCAUCCUGCUGGGAUUUCUGAAAUUUUCAAUGUGAAAUGCAAGUGAUGAUUUGUUUAAGCCAUUAUUGGCAAAUUAA
Quercus robur (English oak) is the source of this 462-nucleotide messenger RNA. RefSeq lists its product as uncharacterized. The coding region runs from base 14 to 373 and encodes 119 amino acids. The transcript has 2 exons. The record is from RefSeq and is a predicted model, not a curated record. NCBI's taxonomy places the organism in Eukaryota, Viridiplantae, Streptophyta, Magnoliopsida, Fagales, Fagaceae.